Misgurnus anguillicaudatus (oriental weatherfish) is the source of this 2557-nucleotide messenger RNA. NCBI's taxonomy places the organism in Eukaryota, Metazoa, Chordata, Actinopteri, Cypriniformes, Cobitidae. The record is from RefSeq and is a predicted model, not a curated record.
AGAGGAUGUAAAGCUGAACUUGGUUCUGUGUGGAAAUGACAGAAGAUUGAAAAGCUCCAUAUCAAAGUUGAUGAUGAAGGAGAGCAGCAGAAGAUCAGUGAUGAGAUCAGACUUCAUGAGGAGAGAGAUGGAGGUGUGUGGGCGUCUGAUCAAUCUGAUGGAGCUUCCAGCUCUGAGUCGACUCUCAGAUGAUGAAGUGAUGCGUCAGACUCUCAGCUGUUUGUCUCUCUGUGAUCCUGGAGUUCAUGUGUUUCUCAUUAUUGUUCCUGAUGAUCCACUGACUGAUGGAGACAAAGAAGAAAUGCAGGCGAUUCACAGAAUAUUUGACUCUGGAGAAAACUUUGUAGUGAUUUUUACAUCCGAGUUCACAGUUGACAGAAGUGUAGCAGAUACUCAAACAUUCAGCACAGAAACUCAGAGUCUGAUCAGUCUUUGUGGAGGAAGACACAAAGUGUUGGAGUUGAAAGAAGAUGAAAAAUCCAAACAGAUUCCUGAUCUUCUGGAUUAUAUUGAAGACAUAAAGACUGAGCCCUUUUCACUUCAGAUGUAUGUCAGAGCUCAAGAAAAGAGAGGGAUACUUGAAACUGAAGAGAAAUUUAAAGAAAACCUUACAAUAAUGGAGAACAAAAUCAAGCAGUUAGAGCAGAAGAUUAAAUUAGAUGUUGCACAACUUCCAGAAGAUCUGGAGUUUUUGAGAAUCGUGUUGAUCGGCAGAACAGGAAGUGGAAAGAGCGCAACAGGAAACACGAUACUGGGACAAAAUCAGUUUUUAAGCAAAUUAAGCUCAGAUUCAGUGACAACUGUUUGUGAGAAGAGAGUUUGUGAGAUUGGUGGUCGUUCAGUAGCUGUUGUUGAUACUCCAGGUCUGUUUGAAGCCACAAUGUCAAAUGAAAAAAUACAAGAAGAAAUUGUGAAAUGUGUCUCAAUGGCAGCACCUGGACCUCACGCCUUCAUCAUUGUGUUGAGUUUGGGUAGAUUCACUCGAGAAGAAUCAGACACAAUAGAUCUGAUGAAAAAGAUCUUCGGUCCAAAUGCGGCACAGUUCAGUCUUGUUCUGUUCACAAGAAGAGAUGAUCUUGAGGAUGAAUCCAUAGAGGAUUAUGUGAAGAGCAGUAAAUCUGCAGAAUUGAAGAAACUGAUCAGAGACUGUGGAAACAGAUACCUGGCCUUUAAUAACAAAGAAAAACAAGACAGAACUCAAGUGAUGAAACUGAUAAAGAUGAUAGAAGAGAUGAAAACAACAAAUCAUGGCAGAUAUUUCACUAACAGCAUGUUUGAAGAGGCAGAGAUGAGCAUUAAAAAGAGAACGGAGCAAAUACUGAAAGAGAAAGAGAGAGAAAUUCAAGCAGAAAAAGAUGAAAUAAAAGCCAAAUAUAAGAUUGAAAUGGAGAACAUAACAAAGAGAUUAGAAAAAGAGAAGCAGAUAGUGGAAGAAGAAAGACUGAAGAUGGAGAAAAAGUUCAGAGAAAAAGAAGAAACUCUGAGAAAAGACUUUGAGGAGAAAGAAAAAACAGCACAGCAGAAAAGAGAGAAAGAGAAGCAGAAACAAUUAGAGGAGGAAAAACAACAAAGAGAUAAAUAUCAUCAGAAGAUAGAAAAGAUGAAGAGAGAGAUUGAACAACAGAGGUUACAAUAUGAAACGAGAGAGAAAAAGAGAGAAGAGAAAUACAGACAAGAUCAAGAGAAGAUGAAACAUGAACACAAACAAAUAAUAGCAGAAUUACAAAAGAAACAAGAAGAGGAGAUUAAAAAGAGAGAUUUAGAUGAACAAAAGAGAAGUGAACAAGAAGAGAGAGAGAGAAAAGAAUGGGUGAGAAAAAUAAGAGAAGCUGAAAAUGACAAAAAAGAGACUCAAGAGGAAAUUAAACGACAACAGAGAGAAUGGGAGGAGGAGAAGAAACGACAGAUGAGAGAACGAGAAGAAGAGGAAAGAAAGAGAAAAGAAACACACGAGGAGCAAUUGAGAGAAAAACGAGAAGAACUGGAGAAAAUGAGAAAGAAAUUUGAGAAAGAGAGAGAAGAAGAGAGACAAAAGAUAGAAGAAGAGAGACAGAAACGAGAGAGAGAACAGAAAGAGAAAGAAAAUGAACAGAUAAAAAAUGAAAUGAUGAAACAUUAUGAGAAAAUGGAUCAAGACAGAAAACAGGAGUGGGAGAGAAGAAAACAAGAGGAUGAUAAGAGAAGAGAAGAGGAGAGAAAGAGAUGGAGGGAAAUAAAUGAGGCUAUUAAAAUGGAAAAAGAAGAAGAGAUCAGAAUAAGAGAAAUAGAGGCGAAAAAACAAAAAGAAAUUAAUCAGGAACAUGAACGGAAAAUAAAAGAGAUAAAGCAGAAACAUGAAGAUGAAGCCAGAAAACAUGAUGAAGAAUUUAAUGAAUUCAGAGAGAGAAAAGAGAGACAUGUUAAAGAACUUAAAGAAAUGCUGGAGGAACGAGAAAAACAACACGAAUUACUAGAAAAACUUCAUCAACACUUGAAAGCACAGAAAGAUGAAGAAAUAAGACAGCUACAAACAGAACUUUAUAUGCUAAAAAAUAAAUCAGAAUGUGUCAUACAGUGA